Messenger RNA from Neoarius graeffei (lesser salmon catfish), 4359 nucleotides. RefSeq names its product lipoprotein lipase a (gene lpla). The record is from RefSeq and is a predicted model, not a curated record. The transcript has 10 exons. Lineage: Eukaryota; Metazoa; Chordata; Actinopteri; Siluriformes; Ariidae. The coding region runs from base 119 to 1648 and encodes 509 amino acids. Gene Ontology annotation, biological process: lipid metabolic process. Gene Ontology annotation, molecular function: lipoprotein lipase activity; apolipoprotein binding.
UUAAAGUGCUCAGGCCAACCACACUCAGCGCUCUCACCCGGACUAAAUCAGACUUUAUUUCACAAUUAUUACUUUAUAAAACCCGAGUAAAUAUUUAGCCUUUUGUCUUGAAAAGAAUAUGGGAAGAGAAAAUCUUGUUUUGCUCAUCAUCUGGAUGUAUUUUCUGAGUCUUUCUUCCAGUUUUUCAACCACAGUUACUCCAGCAGUGGAAACAAGCACAUUCAGCAACAGCACAACCAACUCUACAGAAUGGCUGGUGGGUUUCAGCAACAUUGAGUCCAAAUUUGCUCUGAGAACAAUCGAAGAACCAGAGGAUGAUCUAUGUUACAUAGUUCCUGGCCAGCGGGACACCAUUAAAGAGUGCAAUUUCAAUCCAGACACCAAGACUUUUAUAGUCAUUCAUGGCUGGACGGUCACUGGAAUGUAUGAGAGUUGGAUUUCCAAACUGGUGACCGCGCUGUACGAACGCGAGCCAACGGCCAAUGUCAUCGUGGUGGACUGGUUGAUCCGGGCACAGCAACAUUACCCAACCUCAGCCGCCUACACCAAGCUCGUGGGCCAUGAUGUGGCCAAGUUCGUCAACUGGCUACAGGCCGAGCUGGAUUAUCCAUGGGACAAGCUUCACCUCCUGGGCUACAGUUUGGGUGCUCAUGUAGCUGGAAUCGCAGGACUCCUCACAAGGAACAAAGUCAGCAGAAUCACAGGCAUGGAUCCAGCUGGCCCAAGUUUUGAGUAUGCUGAUGCCCAGAGCACGCUGUCUCCAGAUGAUGCCCAGUUUGUUGAUGUGCUCCACACCAACACACGUGGCUCCCCGGACCGCAGUAUUGGUAUCCAGAGGCCUGUGGGCCAUGUGGACAUCUACCCCAACGGGGGGACAUUCCAGCCUGGAUGUGAUCUGCAGAACACCAUGAUGAUGGUGGCUACCACAGGACUGAGAAACAUGGACCAGAUUGUGAAAUGUUCCCAUGAGCGCUCCAUCCACCUUUUCAUUGACUCCCUGGUCAACAUGAAGCAGCAAAGCAUGGCGUACCGCUGCAGCAACAAGGAGACCUUCAACAAGGGUGUGUGUCUGAGCUGCCGCAAGAACCGCUGUAACAAGAUGGGCUACGAGGUCAACAAGGUUCGCAGCCGUCGGAGCAGCAAGAUGUACAUGAAGACCAGAGACAUGAUGCCAUACAAAGUCUUCCACUACCAAGUUAAAGUCCAUUUCUUCAGCAAGAGCAACAUAAGCUAUACAGAUCAGCCAAUGAAGAUUUCCCUGUAUGGCUUUUCUGGAGAGAAGGAGAACAUUCCCUACAUUAUGCCUUCUUUGAAAACCAACACCACCGUCUCCUUCUUACUCACCACGGAUGUGGACAUUGGUGAGCUGCUGAUGGUGAAGCUGCUCUGGGAGAAGGACACCAUCCUCAGCUGGUUCUGGUGGAACUCAGACACUUUCCACAUCCGCAAGUUACGCAUCAAAUCUGGGGAAACACAGUCCAGAGUGAUCUUCAUCGCCAAGGAAGGUGAGUUCUCCAACCUCGCCCGUGGAGGGGAAGCUGCCGUGUUUGUGAAAGACAAAGAAGCUCAGUCGAGCCACAAAAAUGAAAGAUUGCACAAGUUGAAGAUGCAUGGCAGCUCAUUCAGAAACACUGCUUUGGAUGCUUAGAGAUGUCCUUUCACUUCCACCAUUUUGCUAGAAACUGAGAGGACCCUGCUGAAGCCGGAGUGAGAGAGAGGCGGUGCAGUUUCUGUAUAUUCUGAUACAAGCGAGUUGCAGAAUAGUAGCAAUUAUCUGACCUUCACCCAUAAGCACAUCCUAUAAGGAACUUUUACUUGCAGUAACCUUUAACUGCUGAGCAGUUUAAGCGAAAAAGCCUAGCUUCUGAUUACCGCUCAGUAUUAUCAAUUAGCCGAACUUGACCUGAGGUUACUGGAGCUCAGAGUAGAGCCACCACUUGAUGUGACCGUUGCCUGACCACUUCACAUUGGCUGUAAAUAGGCAUGUGCCAAUGAUCAAGUUGAGCCAUUCAACAAACAUCUUGAAUGAAAUGCUGCUGAGGUUUGUUUAUGGUUGCCAAAGCUGACCAAUGAGACCAGCAGAAGAUGUUACGAUAAUCGUGAUAGGCAAUAAUGAUGGGAAAAUCAUGCACAUGCCUAGAUCCUAAAUAUUUCUUUAAAUGAAAGAUAAGACAUCCUUUAUUGUUAUGCAAUAUAUAUGUAUGUAUAUGUAAGUAAACUGUUACACUGUUAUUGAAUUUCUGUCAGCUUUGGUCAAACCGAAGCAAAAGUAAUAAACAAUGUAAGGCAAAAUGGGCAUCACAUGGGGCUGCACUCAGCUCACAGGGGCUUAGUAUGCCUAACUGACUGACUGAUUGAUUUGCUGACUGACUGAUGGAUUCGCUGACUUGCUCUGAAGGUGAAAACACCUAAUGAAGGGAAAUCAAGCAGGAUGUUUAGUCCAUGUUUAUCUGCCUACAUAGCAAUCAGACACUGAGGCCCUGUCCACACGGCAACGGAUUCAGGUGACUCCGAUACAACUGCUUAUCGUUUAGGCCUGGCGUCCACACGGCACCGGCGUUUUGGGUGCCCAAAACGCAAUCUUUUUGAGAACGGGUUCCAGAGUGGAAAGAUCUGGCAACGUUGCCGUUGUGAAGUCGUCUGGAUGAGUAGAACGGAUUUGUUUACGAUGACGUCACAACCACAUGAUUGACUGUGAGUGCUUCACGCCGGGUAGAAGUGUAACGAACUCGAUGCGAGUUGUCAACAAAUCCUAUAACUUGGUUCAUGAAACGCGCUUACAAAAUAUUUUCACUGUGAAUAUUUAUUGUGUAAUGGUGCAAAGUGAGAGAGACUCUGCCCUUAGGGCAGAGUCAAUCCCGCCAGCAAAAAUAGAGAAAAAAAGGAGCGAUCUCACCUCUUCAGAUGUGGGUUUAAGUCCUACAAUACAUUCCUCAAAAAGGGCGUAGAACAACAAAUUAAUCCAUCAACGUGUAUCAUUCAAUUUAUUCCGGACCAUUAAAGACGCCGCCUUCCGCGUAGAAUCAUACGUCAUCCUCGCCGCCAUUUUGGAUAGGUCAAAGCGGAGAAUAAAGAUUAGCUGCGUUUAACUGUACCAACAGGUUUGCUGUCCAAACGAGAUCACAUGGGAUUACCUUUCACAGGUGAGACUGGAAAAAUACUUUUCAUUGUAUUUGGUCAUUAUAAUGUAAUUUUACAAACAGAUUUUCCUGACUUUGUGGCUAAUAUGAAGUCUCGCGCAUAAUAGUUUAUGCGCAUGCGUCCUUACUUCUAUUGUUCUGGUGUCUCCGAAGGGACCGUCUUACAGCGCCCCUAGAGGUGUGGCAUGUGUAUUGCAUCGUUUUCAGCAAGCGUUGCGUUGCCAUAUGGACCUGAUAUUUUACUGAUUGUUGCCCAUUUGGACGCGAUAUAUUUUUAAAUAACAUCUCGUUGCCGUUGUCGUGUGGAUGUAGCCUGAGUGUCCUUGGUUACAGUGAAGUGCUUGACAUGCCUUAUUGAAGUAGUUUAUAAUGAUGUGAUGCUAGGCUUUGUGUAUAAGAUGUCAUGGUGAAAUUUUAUAGAGUAUAAAAGAUGCACAGCACUCAAACUCUGUGAAAGACUGUGAAGAUAACUAAAACCUGUAUACUAUCUAUCAGAUACACUUAAUGCUGUAGAUCCGAUCUGCAUGUAGGAAUUUAGCGGUCUAUUUUUUUACCAUAGUAUUUAAAUAAUCAUAUGUUGACCACUUGCUAGCACGGGACCAAAUACUCUCUUAGCUGAAUCUAUAUCCAGAAAUGAUCAGUGUUAAUAUGUUUGUGUCUGUUUGAGUUACUGUGUUUGGCACAGGUCACUUUAGAGGCUUGGAUGUCACAAUCAGAUUUUUUCAUUCAUUUUGAUCUGUUGUUCACAGUUCAAUCAAAAGAUCGCUCAAGACCAAAAAUACAUUUGUUGAAAGUGUUUGAAGCAUGCAAAAGUUUAGGUUUUCAUUGAUUUUCAGUAUUUAAUCAUACACUUAUCUUGCCUUAUAAUGUGAUCAUCUGCCAGAUUGUUAUGGAUGAAAGGAGUUCUGUAUAAGCUUCUGUACACGUCCUGAUUGAGGCUUAAGUAGGUAAACUAUACAUAGUUCAUCAGGUGUGCUGUUAUAUUUCCAACAUACACCAGAAACCUAGCCCUGAGAAACUCAGAAAUUAAAUAGGCCUUAUGAAAAGUCCAUCAGGAUGAAUUUCCCCCAUAAGAGCCAUCAGUGCAACAGGGUUAUUUAUUAAUUGUAUAUUUGUACAUUAGCCUUGUAUAAACAAUGUAUACCCUGGGACUAUUCAUCUUAUUAAUAUGCAGUGUACUGUAUAAGUGUAUUUUAAUAAAGAAUAUGUUGCAUUAUAA